GAGACUUUCCACCAAUUCAUGAUCCAAAACCUCGAGAACAACGUCUGACUCCGCGAGAAGAGUUUUCUCCCUGCGGCCUAACUCCUUCCAUGCCUCUUCCCGAAGACGAGAUAUGGCUCGCAAUGUUCCAGCCCGUGCAAGAAUACAAUGCUGCGACAUCCUGGCCUACAUCUUUCCAUGAGCAACCUCUUCCAUCUCCAGCAUGGCAUGCAGAUUGUCCAGAGGGCUAUGCGCCUACAACUCUCGCUGGAUAUCCUGUCAGCAGACAAUAUCCCUUGUACAUCCCUGCAGCCCAUGGUCCAGGCAUAGCGCUGGUUGAGAACGGACACUACUGUCUUGAUUUGAGUGAUCAAUGUUGCAUGGGAAAAUGUGAUAGAACACUCAUACACGAAGCCAUGGAGACGCUGACAGCACCUUCCCGACCAGAUCUGAGUAUACCGGUUCCUGGAGUGGGUAAACAUUUCGAAAUGCAUCCGUCAGGCCCAUCCGUAAACCCCGCGACGCGCAUGCCACCACCGCCAUCUACCACCCAGGAUGGACAGGACCGAUCGCAUACUCGAGAACAAGUUCAGCAACCGUCUCAGACCGAAGACUCCGUUUCAAGUACCCAAUCACUCUCCGACAAGCAGUCACAAUCGACUGUACCGGGCGUUCCACAAGAGCAUGGCCAGAAUGUCGCGUCGCAGUCGAGUAGCCAAGUUCGCACACCAGAAGAUGCGUCGCAAUCUCAGACCAGUUCGAUAAACAGUCCGACAAGACAUAAGAGAACUGCAAGCGGCCUUCUCAAGGCUGUCGACACACCCAACGAUCAAAGACCGCGCGCCGAAAGUGUGAGCUCGGCUGGUAGCAAGGCUGGCGAGGUUGCUGCUCAACUCAAAACUCGACUGGCGUACGCAAUGGUCAAGGUCCAACAUGGCUGGGAACAUCGCAACAUCAACGAAGUCGAGCAAUUGGCUGCCGCCUUGAACCCACGUAUGGCUGCCUCACCACCAGCAUCGAGCGCACCCAUCGAUAUUCGCUCACCACCCUCGAAACGACGUUCCGGAGCGGGUAUGGUCACUUGGUCAUUGUCAGACUCGAGUCCAGGCAUGAAUGGCUUGUCACAGAACUCCCACAUCUUCAGACGUCCCUCGGCCUCUUCUCCACCUGCACAGGUUCCCUCGACACCAAAAUCUCGGCCGCCACCUGUGCGCUCCACAAUGCCAACUCAGCAAGCCGAACAAGACGCCAUGGAUGCGCUAAUGUUGAUGGGCGGAAGUCCAGGUAACGGUGGCAAGUUUCCUGCUUCGCAAUCUUCGUCAUCGCAGCAGACGUUGCACUCUCAGUCACAGCAAAACUGGCAUAGCCAAGGAUCAAUGAAACCAUUGAGUCGUCCUCAUCCAGACUCCCCGACUGGACUGGAGAGAUCGCCCAAGCGACCCAUAAUCUUGAGCCGUAAUAACAGCAGUACUUCAGAAGUCAGUCUUGCUAAUAGCGAAGUCCGGGAAGCAAGAGAAAGAGUUUUGGAGGAAGUCGAAGAGGCGGCA
This is a messenger RNA of Aureobasidium vineae, 1526 nucleotides long. The record is from the annotation of a GenBank genome assembly. NCBI's taxonomy places the organism in Eukaryota, Fungi, Ascomycota, Dothideomycetes, Dothideales, Saccotheciaceae.